Molecule: messenger RNA, 1047 nt
Organism: Moesziomyces antarcticus
Lineage: Eukaryota; Fungi; Basidiomycota; Ustilaginomycetes; Ustilaginales; Ustilaginaceae
Exons: 2
Coding region: 1-1047 (348 amino acids)
Source: RefSeq, a predicted model, not a curated record
AUGCGCAAGACCGCAAGGGCCUUGCUACCCAUUCCGUUCGGGAGAUCCGCGUUCAAACACGAGAUUUCCCAGCCCAGGCAUCCAUGCUCCAGCGCGGGCCGACGCGAGCAUCAAUGGCUUGCCGGCGAUGGUCGGGUCAAUUUGAUCGGUAGAUGCCGCAAAACCCGACGGGCUGGCAUGGAAGCCGACGCGCCACCACGCAGGCACGCCGUCGCGCAUUGGCACCGUGCUAAGCCAUCCAACGGCGCUGCAGAGCACUCGCCACGAGCUCACGUCGCUACGACAAACGACGGCGGUUCGGCGGAUGCGCCGACUACGCUCGUUCGCGUGGAAACAAGAGUCCAUCCUUCUCCGUCCACUGCUGUCCACUGUUGUCCGGUGCUGUCCGGUGCUGGUGUCAGACAUGACGACCCCAUUGCCCUACUUCAAAGCACGAACGGCGGCUCCUCGGUCUUGGCAACAUCAUCGAACCGCAAACAACUGGUGUCCAGGCUCGCCAGGGGCUCCAGCACCAUCCCGUCAACCACCGAUCUUCCCCGACAUACAAGCACCGCAACCAUGCACACGCGCAACGAACUGCACCGCGUUAUCCGAGUCAUCUCCACCACCACCGCGCUGACCACGCAGGGCUCGUUGAUGCGCCACCGACAUCAAUCGCAUGAUCUCGCGUGUGCUGGCUUUGCUGCAGCUCGAGAAAUCGUCCGACCAUCGGUCCGUCCGAAACCAACAGAUGAACCUCGGCCCAACCAAAAGCGUGGCUUUUUGGUGGAUGCAGCAUCUCGCCGAUCCAUCACCGACAAUUUGCUCGCGUCUGAUUGGCUCGAUAAACCCCAAGCAUAUCUCGCUACGCACAGAGAUAAGAAAUUCCCCUUCAUCCCGACCUCUUCUUCCUCUCCCACACACCGGGAAAUUUCCCCCCAUCGGUCAAUUCCGAACAAGCUCAACAACCCCCCCCCACCCCGGCCGCAGAUCUACAUCAUCCCGCAUCGCCUUUUCACCUCCUCCAUCGGCAUCCCAUCGGCAUAUCCCCGAUAUCAAAAGCUUUAG